CCAUUUUUAUGUUCUUGUGUUGACUCUUUCCUGAAGACAUGUGUGAAGACAACCAAACUGAAGUAGCUGAGUUUUUGCUUCUUGGAUUUCAAAACCUCCAUACAUUUAAAAUUAUUCUCUUCAUUGUGUUUUUCUUCUCCUAUGUGGUGACAUUAAAUGGAAACCUCAUCAUCAUUGUUUUAAUUUCGAUUAGUGACAAUCUUAAAAUCCCAAUGUUCUACUUCCUCAAACACUUGGCAAUAGCUGACCUCAUGAUAACCACCACCAUAGUCCCAAUGAUGUUAGAAAUUAUACUAAAGGGUGGAAUUACAAUUUCUGUUACCGCCUGCAUUAUCCAGCUGCAUUUCUUCGGUAUUUUUGGAAUUGUGCAAUGUUUUUUUAUUGCAAUUAUGUCCUAUGAUCGAUAUUUGGCCAUAUGUAACCCAAUGCAUUAUCAUUCAAUCAUGAAACCCCAAAUGUGUCUUCAAAUGGUUGUUGGGUCUUGGUUGUUCGUUAUCUUUGAGUCGGGUGAAUUAGCUUUGGUGUAUCAGCUACAUUUUUGCGGUGGGAAGAACAUUGACCACUUCUUCUGUGAUUCUUCUCCAGUGAUAGACCUCUCUACAUCAGAUAGUUCCCUUUUCGUAUUAAUUGAUCUUUGCCUUUCAAUUUUAGUUAUUUUUGUUCCUUUUGGCGUUAUUAUUGUGACCUAUGUAUUCAUCUCCUUCGCUAUAUUACAACUUUCUUCAACCAGUGGAAGACGGAAAGCCUUUUCCACAUGUAGCUCGCACCUGGUCACUGUGUGCACAUAUUAUGGGAGCUUGAUGGCUGUCUAUUUGAUACCAACUGAUAAAAGAUCACCUAAUACAAACAAAUUGAUGUCUCUUUUCUACAUUGUGACAACUCCACUGUUGAAUCCUAUUAUCUACAGCCUGAGAAACCACGAGAUCAGAAAAAGCCUUAAAGACAUUUUUAGAAAAUUUAAAACACUUCAUUUAUGCUGAAAUUAGUGGACUGCA
Messenger RNA from Rana temporaria (common frog), 995 nucleotides. Its product is annotated as olfactory receptor 10A7-like. Bases 39 to 980 code for a protein of 313 amino acids. The transcript has a single exon. The record is from RefSeq and is a predicted model, not a curated record. Lineage: Eukaryota; Metazoa; Chordata; Amphibia; Anura; Ranidae. Gene Ontology annotation, molecular function: olfactory receptor activity; G protein-coupled receptor activity. Gene Ontology annotation, cellular component: membrane. Gene Ontology annotation, biological process: G protein-coupled receptor signaling pathway.